AUGCCGAGCAUACAAGAACCACUGCAUUUUAAACCUCAAGAGCCUAAAGUAGUCGUGGCGGAGAACGAGAACGACAAGAUGGUUGAUGUUCAGGACAAGGAGGUCACCAUGGAAGGCCUCUGCUCUGUGGCCGCUUACGAUCAGUGGACGCCUCUCUCAGUCCCAGGACAGCGCCCGAAACCUCGAUACAAGCACGGAGCUGCCGUAGUUCAGGAAAAAAUGUAUGUCUUUGGUGGAAACCACAAUGGCCGUUACCUUGGUGACAUUCAGGUUCUGGAUUUCAAAAGUUUGUCAUGGUCAAAGCUAGAAGCUAAAGUUCAAUCAGAAUCAGCUGAACCAGCUUCUGUUGCUCCAUGUGCUGGUCAUUCACUGAUUCCAUCCGGAAACAAGAUUCUCUCACUUGCAGGACACACCAGGGAGCAUACAGAGAGUCUCAGUGUAAAGGAGUUUGAUCCGCAAACCUGCACUUGGUCAAUUUUGCGUACUUAUGGGAAGUCACCGAGCUCACGUGGUGGUCAAUCAGUAACUCGUGUUGGGGACACUUUAGUUGUGUUUGGAGGUGAAGGUGGUGGGAGGUCUCUUCUGAAUGACCUGCACGUUCUUGAUCUUGAAACCAUGACUUGGGAUGAAUUUGAGAGCACAGGCACUACUCCUUCUCCAAGGUCAGAGCAUGCUGCUGCAUGCUAUGCGGACUGGUAUCUCUUGAUAUUUGGUGGGGGAUCUCAUUCUACAUGUUUCAGUGAUCUAUAUCUCCUUGACAUGCAAACAAUGGAAUGGUCAAGACCAGAGCAGCACGGUAUAAUUCCAGAACCAAGAGCAGGGCAUGCAGGCGUGACGGUUGGGGAUAACUGGGUUAUCACUGGUGGUGGUAAUAGUAAGAAAGGUGUUCCAGAAACGCUUGUGCUUAACAUGUCUACUUUGGUAUGGUCGGUUGUUACUAGUUUUGAAGGCCGUGCACCCCCUACAAGUGAGGGAUCGAGCUUAGUACUUCACACAAUUAAUGGAGAAGAUUUUCUGUUGUCAUUUGGAGGAUACAGUGGACGUUACAGCAACGAGGUUUAUGCUCUGAAGACAAGUCUCAGACCAAGUGUGUCAUCUUCACGAAUAGAUGAACUGGAGACAAAUGGCAUGACCCCAUUAUCUGCAGAAGUAAAUUCUAGCAGGGAACCUAUAUUCGAAAUUGAAGAACUUCGAGAUGACAAGAAUAAGAAGGGAGGAGAUAUCAGCAAAACCUUGGUGCAAGCAGUAAAGCGUGAGAAGAACCAGGUAGAAGAAAGACUUGAACAGGAAAAGCUGCAGAGCUUCAACCUGAAGAAGGAACUAGCUGAUGUGGAGAACAAAAAUGCGGAGCUUACUAAGGAACUCCAGUCGGUCCGUGAUCAACUCUCAGACGAAGCAGCGAGGGCUUCCAAACUCGAGGAUGAAGUUUCAGAGAUUCAACAACGGCUGCAGAAAAUGGAAACCCUUGAAAAGGAGUUCGAAUUGCUUCGGAGUGAAAGGGGUGGCGGGUCUGACGAAUCAGGUUCAGGCAGCAACAAGAGGCCCAGCAGCGUGGGCUUCCGGAGGUGGUAUGGAGAUGACGAGCGCUGA
This is a messenger RNA of Triticum turgidum subsp. durum (durum wheat), 1590 nucleotides long. The record is from the annotation of a GenBank genome assembly. Lineage: Eukaryota; Viridiplantae; Streptophyta; Magnoliopsida; Poales; Poaceae.